AUGCACUUCUCAACCAGCACCAUCCUCGCCCUCGGCCUGACUCUUCUGCCCGCCAGCAUUCUCGCUGCUCCCAGCCCCCCUCCUGUAGAGAGACAGACAUCGUGCACAACCAUCUACCCGGAAUACGCGCGUGUCUCGCAGGCCCAACCCGUCGCGUCCUACCUCCCCGGCUUCCGCAUCAGCCAAGACAACGGCGCGACCAACAAGAACGACAUGUUCAUCGAAUUCGCCGUCCCCGCCGGCUCCUACGGCUGCCAGCUCGAGACAUAUUUCCCAGCCGGCUACCCCAUCACCAAGUCUGGCCGUCAGGAUGUCUACAUCUACAGCACCGACAGACCACUUACUCGUUCACCCCAAGGGAUUGACGUCAGCUGGGCCUAUUCACCCGCGCCAGUGAGCCAGGUAGGCACGACGAGGUUCGAGUCGGACCCGGCAACGUCAACCACCAAGGUUAUCAACUCUUUUGCUUGCCAGCCCACCAUGACGUAUCGCUUGAGUAUUGGAAGGGAUUGGUCCGAUGCGGGCAAUGUGGAGUUUGUGCAGGGUAGUGGGGCUGGCUUCAGAAUGACCUAUAACUGUUGA
Molecule: messenger RNA, 582 nt
Organism: Endocarpon pusillum Z07020
Lineage: Eukaryota; Fungi; Ascomycota; Eurotiomycetes; Verrucariales; Verrucariaceae
Exons: 1
Coding region: 1-582 (193 amino acids)
Source: RefSeq, a predicted model, not a curated record